AUGGAAUUGUUAUAUGCUCUGUUUAUACUCCACGCAGCUAGUGUUAUCGCAUUCAGAGCUCACUUUAAUCCAAGUAGAGACAAGUUUGCUGUCUUUGCAAAGAAUUCAUAUUUUGAUAUUAAGAAACGUUUUCAACGUCGUGCAAGGAGGUUGAAACAAAUUAUUCCUCCGACGGUCAGAAGGCUGGAUAGAAUGGAAGAAAACGCGGCAAGGUACAUUCAAAAGGAUCAGAAGGUUCGUUUUGGUGAAAGACUCUCCCAGAUUCCUGGCGAUGGAGGUAUGAUACCUGGACUUAAAAGUACUAGUAAUGCUCCUGAAGCUGUAGUUAAUUACUACAAGAGUUAUUUUUUUGACAAAAAGAAGAGGAUACCCUGUGAACUUGAUAAAAACUAUGACCUCUUCAGGGAAAAUGAAUGGGAAAACAUACAGCGAAUUAUUAGGGAUCCACAAAAAACUUUUGGGUGCUUCGAGGGCAAGGAACCAGUUAUGAACGAACCAUUCUAUAAGCCCAUGGAGAAGUUUGAACCUAAUGAAGAAUAUAAGCGGGCUACAUUUAGAAAACUUGUCAAAAAAACUGUGACAGUUGAAAUACCCGAAAAACUCAAGAGGAAUCAAGGGUAUUAUGGAUUAGUUGUGGAAAGUAUUUUCAGUAAAAUCAGCAAGGAAGAAAUGGAUAGACUGAGGCUGAUGGAAAUUAAUAUGAAAAUGGGAAACUACAAGUACGAUAAGAACAUUUAUGGAACCGAUGAUGACGACACUCUAGAAGAAUUGCCUACCAUGUAG
Theileria equi strain WA is the source of this 783-nucleotide messenger RNA. RefSeq names its product signal peptide-containing protein. The record is from RefSeq and is a predicted model, not a curated record. The transcript has a single exon. Lineage: Eukaryota; Apicomplexa; Aconoidasida; Piroplasmida; Theileriidae. The coding region runs from base 1 to 783 and encodes 260 amino acids.